CCCGUGACAAAAGGCUCUUGGAGAAUCGGCAGCAGGUUGGAAAUGACAAAAAUUGGUGAUUGGGAAUCUCAAACUCAGUGACAUGUCAGUUUUACUGCCUCUGUCCAGGUAUUUAAAGAGUGACCAGAUAUUUACUUUGUGACACUUAUAUAUCAGUUGUUGAUCCUUGGAGACAAAGAAGUGUGUCAUCUCAGCUGGAAAUAUGUUUUGAAUCUGAAAUGAAGUUGUCUGUUGUAACUCAGUGAAAUCCACUGGAAGCAGGGAGCUGAGAACAUAGCAGCAUUUGUUCACUAGAGAUCUUCAACUACAUUAAUUGAUUGUGUGAGGGAUUCGCUAAUUCUGACUGAAUUAGCGAAUUGGCAGAGAAUUGAUAGUAAACUAUGAAAGGGAUUCACUCACUCAUCCCACCUACAGACACACCAACGAUUUCAAACUGAGGAGAUGCCGUUCACCUGCUCUGAUUGUGGGAAGGGAUUUACUCGAUCAUCCAACCUACAGAGACACAAACGAGUUCAUACUGGGAAGAGGCCAUUCACUUGUUCAGACUGUGGGAAGGGAUUCACUCAAUCAACUGCCCUACUGGCACACCAACAAAUUCACACAGGGGAGAGGCCAUUCACCUGUUCAGUAUGUGGAAAGGGAUUCACUCAGUCAUCUGCCCUACUGGUACACCAGCGCAUUCAUACUGGGGAGAGGCCAUUCACAUGCUCUGAAUGUGGGAAGAGAUUCAAUCGGUCAUCUGAACUGAAAGUACAUCAGCGAAUUCACACUGGGGAGAGGCCAUUCACUUGCUCAGAUUGUGGGAAGGGAUUCAGUCAGUCAUCCAACCUGCGGAUGCACCAACGAGUUCACACUGGGGAAAGGCCGUUCACCUGUUCAGAUUGUGGGAAGGGAUUCACUCAUUUAUUCAGCCUACAGAGGCACCAGCGAGUUCACACUGGGGAGAGGCCAUUCAUCUGCUCAGACUGUGGGAAGGGAUUCACUCAGUCAUCCCACUUACAGACCCAUCAGCGAGAUCACGUUGGGGUGUGGCCAUUCAUCUGCUCAGACUGUGGGAAAGGAUUCACUCAGUCAUCCCUCCUACAGAUGCAUCAACGAGUUCACACUGGGGUGAGGCCAUUCACCUGUUCGGCAUGUGGGAAGAGAUUCACUCGGUCAUCUCACCUACAGACACACCAGUCAGUUCACACUGGGGAGAGGCCAUUCACCUGUUCACUCUGUGGAAAGGGAUUCAGUCACUCAUCCAGCCUACAGAGACACCAACGAGUUCACACUGGAGAGAGGCCAUUCACCUGUUCUGUAUGUGGUAAGGGAUUUACUCAAUCAUCUGACCUGCUUGUACACCAGCGAGUUCACACUGGAGAGAGGCCUUACACCUGCUCAGACUGUGGGAAGAGAUUCACUCAGUCAACCAACCUUGUGGUACACCAGCGAGUUCACACUGGGGAGAUGCCAUUUAUCUGCUCUGAUUGUGGGAAGGGAUUCACCCACUCAUGCCACCUACGGAGACACCAACGAGUUCACACUGGGGACAGGCCAUUUAUCUAUUCAGACUGUGGGAAAGGAUUCACUCAGUCAUCCAGCCUACUGACUCACCAGUCAGUUCACACUGGGGUGAGGCCAUUUUCAUGCUCUGAUUGUGGGAAGGGAUUCACUUGGUCAUCAUACUUACGGAGCCACCAAUAUGUUCACACUGGGGAGUGGCUGUUCACCUGCUCAGACUGUGGGAAGGGGUUUACUUGGUCAUCUGAACUGAAGGUACAUCAGCGAAUUCACACUGGGGAGAGGCCGUACACCUGUUCAGACUGUGGGAAGGGGUUUACUCAGUCAUCUGAACUGAAGGUACAUCAGCGAAUUCACACUGGGGAGAGGCCAUUUACCUGCUCAUACUGUGGGAAGGGAUUUACUCGGUCAUCUGAACUAAUGGCACACCAACGAGUUCACACUGGGGAGAGACCAUUCACCUGCUCAGACUGUGGGAAAAGAUUCAGUCAGUCAUCCAACCUACGGAAACACCAACGAGUUCAUGCUGGGGAGAGGCCAUUCACCUGCUCACACUGUGGAAAGGGAUUCACUUUGUCAUUUGAACUGAAUUUACAUCAGCGAAUUCACACUAGGGAGUGGCCGUUCACCUGCUCAGACUGUGGGAAAGGGUUCAGUCAGUCAUCUGACCUACUGACACACCAGCCAGUUCACACUGGGGAAUGGCCAUUCACCUGCUCAGACUGUGGGAAGGGGUUUACUUGCUCGUCUGAACUGAAGAUACAUCAGCGAAUUCACACUGGGGAGAGGCCAUUUACCUGCUCAUACUGUGAGAAGGGGUUUACUCGGUCAUUUGAACUGAAGGCUCAUCAGCGAAUUCACACUGGGGAGAGGCCAUUCACAUGCUCAGACUGUGGGAAGGGAUUCAUUUACACAUCCAGCCUACAGACUCACCAGCGGGUUCACACUGGGGACAGGCCAUUCUCCUGCUCUAAAUGUGGGAAGAGAUUCACUCAGUCAUCUACCCUACAGCGACACCGGCAAGUUCACACUGGGGAGAGGCCGUCCAUUUGCUCAGACUGUGGGAAAAGAUUCAGUCAGGCAUCCAACCUUUUGGCGCACUUCCGGUUUCACACUAGGAAAAAAAUUUAAAUAAGCUGCAUGAUGGAUAUUUAACCACCACAUUUGCUGAAUCCAGAAUUAAGCUCCAAAGUAACUGUUGGUGUCGAAAUCUGCAAUUAUUGCUGCUGUUCUUCAAACCCAGUUCUGCACCCUGGUCACUGGGCAUGGGAGGAGCUUCUUCUGCUGCUGUUCACCUUUAAUGGGACCUGAGUUUAAUAUUCUGGAUCUGUGACUAAUAAAUCAGUUCUAUUUUAAACUCUGUUUCGGUUACUUGGUGAAUUUACAACACACACCCAGUGUACAGGAAAAAGUCCUCUCAGUCCCCCUGGUUCCUGCCACUUUUUCUAUUCCACAACUAUCCUUUUAAAUCCAUCCUUGCUGUUGAUCGAUCACACUCUCUGCAGUGAUGGAUUACAAAGAUUCACUACAAUGUGGGUGAAGAGUUUCCCUUUGAAUUUACUGUAUGUCUUUCUGUGGACUGAAGUGAUGCAACCAUAUUGCGAUCACUGCCUCCUAAGUGAUCUUUAUUUUAAGCUUCCUAAUCGCCUCCAGGUCAUUGCAUAACACCCGAUCCAAUAUAGCUGAUCCCCUCGUAUGCUCAAUGACAAACUGCUCUAGAAAGUCAUCUCAUAGGCAUAGAACAAAUUCACUCUUGAGAUCCAUUGC
Hypanus sabinus (Atlantic stingray) is the source of this 3270-nucleotide messenger RNA. Its product is annotated as zinc finger protein 721-like. Gene Ontology annotation, molecular function: DNA-binding transcription activator activity, RNA polymerase II-specific; RNA polymerase II cis-regulatory region sequence-specific DNA binding. The transcript is spliced from 3 exons. Lineage: Eukaryota; Metazoa; Chordata; Chondrichthyes; Myliobatiformes; Dasyatidae. Bases 442 to 2634 code for a protein of 730 amino acids. Gene Ontology annotation, cellular component: nucleus. Gene Ontology annotation, biological process: regulation of transcription by RNA polymerase II. The record is from RefSeq and is a predicted model, not a curated record.